AUGUGCAUCGCAAUAAUCUCCACCGCACACCCUUCCUAUCGGCUAAUUCUAAUCGACAACCGCGACGAGUAUCUGAAUCGACCAACCGAUGUUGCCGGAUGGUGGCCAGAUCCUCAUUCCCACGUCCUGGGAGGCCGGGAUAUGCUCCGCGAUAUCCACGGGACAUGGUUAGGGGUGACGAGGACCGGCAAGAUUGCUGUCCUGACAAACUACAAGGAAGACACUACCCCGCCUCGAAGUGCCGUCAGCCGUGGCGCCAUCAUCAAAAAGUUUUUAUCCGAAGAAGUCGGUCCUGUGGAGGAGUUUGUCAAAGACGUUGUCAAUACUGGCAUUGCUAAGGAUGCCGGCGGAUUCAGCCUUGUGUGUGGCCACAUAGGCGAGAAGCUCGCCGUCAUUUCCAACCGCGCCGAACACCAAAGUCAGGUUCCUUGGAUAGCAGGGGAGGUUGUGCACACAGUUGGCCUCAGCAAUGCCGAUUUCGCCGACCGAUCGUGGAAGAAGGUCACCUUGGGCGAAGAGCUCAUGUUAAAUACGAUCCGUCACAGCGUCGAAAACGAAGAAACAGAAGACCAGCUGAUUGAGAGGUUUCUCGAUCUGCUAAGCCACGAAACCCUUCCUCGAAACGGCGAACCCGAAGGCGCCGGACUCGAGACGUUUAUUCCUGCACUGAGAAACACGAUCUACGUCCCGACCCUAGGACGAAAAGACAUGGGUUAUCUUGCCGAUGACGAGAGGGCCGCUGCGAGGAGACACGAGAAAGUCGACAUUGUAGGCCACAACACGCCCGUCCGACACCGCUCGCCGUCCAUCAACCUUCCAUUCCGGGCUCGGCAACUGGGCGUCAGUGGACUGUACGGGACGCAGAAGCAGACCGUCGUGCUUGCUGAUCAAGACAUGAACGUUCGCUUUUUCGAAAGGACACUAUUUGACGAAGAGUCGAACCCGAUUCCGCUUGGCGAAGGCGACGUUGAUGUGACAUUUAAGAUCGAAAGGUAA
This is a messenger RNA of Cladophialophora bantiana CBS 173.52, 996 nucleotides long. RefSeq lists its product as uncharacterized. Gene Ontology annotation, biological process: Golgi organization; protein secretion. Gene Ontology annotation, cellular component: Golgi apparatus. NCBI's taxonomy places the organism in Eukaryota, Fungi, Ascomycota, Eurotiomycetes, Chaetothyriales, Herpotrichiellaceae. The coding region runs from base 1 to 996 and encodes 331 amino acids. The record is from RefSeq and is a predicted model, not a curated record. The transcript has a single exon.